Messenger RNA from Heterobilharzia americana, 318 nucleotides. Lineage: Eukaryota; Metazoa; Platyhelminthes; Trematoda; Strigeidida; Schistosomatidae. The record is from the annotation of a GenBank genome assembly.
AUGCCAUCGACACGAAAUUUCGAGAAUCGAUUGAAUCAUUUAAGAUCACUUUGGGAAUCUCUUGAUCAUUUACUUGGUCCAAAAAAGUUGAUUUUUAUUGGUGCUGUAGCUUUAAGACUAAACUCAUUCUUUAAUAAGGUAACAUCAAAUCUACGUGAUUGGAUAAGAAUCUAUGCAAGCUAUUUAUAUGAAUCAGCUGAGAAUUUUUAUAAAACAGCGGAGAGAAUAUUACUUUGCACGACAGAAAUCAUUGCUGUUGCAAUAAGCACUUCUAAAUUAAUAAUGUUUCAGAAGAUUGGAAUACAUACAACUGAAUAG